Geodia barretti is the source of this 810-nucleotide messenger RNA. The record is from the annotation of a GenBank genome assembly. NCBI's taxonomy places the organism in Eukaryota, Metazoa, Porifera, Demospongiae, Tetractinellida, Geodiidae.
AUGACACAAGACCGUGAGCAGACCGGCGGCACGCUGGCCCAGCAAAUGUUUGGACCCCAAGCCGGGGUCUACGCGCAAAGCAAGGUGCAUAUCAGUGACGACAGUCUCGAGUCAGUUCAGAAGCUCACCGCGCCAAUCACGGCGAAUGGCGCCGCUCCCUACCGCUGGGCCGUGGACAUAGGAACCGGGGCCGGUUUCACCGCCUUCGCCAUGGCCGAGGUGUCGGAAAACGUGGUGGCAUCCGACAUCACCCAGCCCAUGCUGCGCCAGGUCAGGCGCAUCAGCGGAGAGCGGGGACUUCCCAACGUCGGGCUGGCCCAGAAUGCGGCCGAAUCCCUGCCCUUCGCCAGCGGGAGCCUGGACCUCAUUACCUGCCGCAAGGCGGCCCACCACUUCCGAGAUUUCGAAGCUGCCCUCGAUGAGGCGCAACGCACACUGAGGCCGGGAGGCUCGCUGGUGAUGGCCGACACCGUGGCGCCGGAGGACGACGCCCUGGCCAAGUGGCAGAAUGACGUCGAACUGAGGCGCGACUUCAGCCAUGUGGAGGACCGCAAGAUUUCGGUGAUCCGCCAGCUGCUUGCCGACCGGGGCUUGGAGGUGGUUGGAUGGGAGAACGAGCGGGUCUACCUGUGGUUCAACGAUUGGGUCAUGCGGACCAAGGUACCAGAGGAAGAAGCCCAGGCACUGCGACGUGAAUUUCAGGAAGCUUCGCACGAGCUGAAGCAAGCGUUCCAGGUCGGAGAGCCGGAAGAGGAUGGCGACUUUCUGUUCUCGUUCCCAGUAUGGGUGUUCCGAGCGGUGAAGGGGUAG